UCUCGCCCCUCUUUCUCCCCAGCUAUACCCACAACGCACAAUGCUCAACCUCCUCAAACGUAUCCCGCCUCCCUUUGCCCGGCCGUCACCUGCGGCGCAGAGGUGCUGCUCCUCCUGCCCCCCACCCUCGCGCGCACUCGCCCCCUCCUUCCGACCGGCCGCACCGUCAUUAGUCGCUUCGCUCUCACCACUCCGGAGCAGUGCGCUGUCGCCGCUCUCGCAACAACAAGGGCUCGGGCAAGUGAGGGGCAUGAAAGUCAGGAGCAGUGUCAAAAAGUUUUGUGAUGGGUGUUUGGUUGUGAGGAGGAAGGGGAGAAUAUAUGUCAUUUGCUCGAAAAACCCAAAGCACAAGCAGAGACAAGGAUAGACAUUCUGGUAUUAUGGGACUUGUACAAUUAUGCACUCAUCAACACAUUGUCAA
Molecule: messenger RNA, 421 nt
Organism: Cryptococcus amylolentus CBS 6039
Lineage: Eukaryota; Fungi; Basidiomycota; Tremellomycetes; Tremellales; Cryptococcaceae
Product: 50S ribosomal protein L36
Exons: 2
Coding region: 41-367 (108 amino acids)
Biological process (GO): translation
Cellular component (GO): ribosome
Molecular function (GO): structural constituent of ribosome
Source: RefSeq, a predicted model, not a curated record